GAUCUGGUGAAUCCCACGUCUGUGUGUGUGUGUGUGCCAGUCACCUUCUGAAGAGCAAAAAACUUCUGGUAUGGCGUUGCCUUGUGGCUGGCUCAACGACGUGUGGAGGAGUGGUUCCUUGCUUUUUUGGACAUGGGGCAUUGCUAGCUGCAGUUUAUCCCCCUGCUGCUUUUUUGGAAGGUACUUUAACCUAUGGAUACCCUCCUGAUGCCGUUCAUAGCCUUAUCCCUCUAUAGCAUAUCCUGCCACGGUUCCUUCUCCGGGCUGCAGGUCCUUGCCUGCUUGCUGCUCUCACAAAGCUGCUGCUGCCCUUUCGUUACUCUUGUCUUCUGCCUUCUGCUUUCUCCCUAAAUCUCCGCAUCCAUUUUAAUAAAGGGCAGCUGGAACAGCACACUGUACUCAAGAUCCAGACGUGCUGUGGGUUUAUACGUUGCCACACAACGUUUUCUCUUUCCUUUCCUAGUAAUCCUUUGUUUCAGGCUGCUGCCGGCAGCAAAGCUGCCACUUUCACCCCGCCGCCUGCUCGGCCCCUGGCAGCAUUGCCGGGCCGUACGCCAGCCCGCGGUCCCACCGCUGUGCGCGCAGGGUGGGGAUUGCUUUCUCCCACCACCCUGUUUAUGUUCGUUCAUAUUUAGCCGCUUUGACUCUUACGGGUCUCCGCUUGCUUGCCUGACCCUGAGGUGGUACCUGCAGGGAUGGUGCUUUGCUUCGGCACGCUGCUGCCGUGGCCGUGCCGGGCAUCUCUGCCGUGCUGGGCAUCUCUCUCUGCCGUGCCCAGCACCGUUGCCUCCCUGCCGGAACAGGGACCCUGAAACGCAGCUUGUGCUUCCAGCUGCAAACCGAACCCCAAUGCACUUUCUUAGAUUCAGUGUGCUCUUGUGCAGGCGAAAUUCCCAGUUUCCUCCCAUGCAGGAAAGCAGAUGACUGCUUGCCCUUGCCCCUGCUCUGUAGCAAAGAGUUGAUGAAUCGUUUCCUUUUCUGUAUUUAAGUAAAAUUCUGUUGUUCAGAGCUCAUCCAGAGCAUUUUAAUGUUUUGAACGCUUGCAGUCUUCACUCUCUUCCUGCAAUUGUCCGAAGGCUGCGUUCUUUUGUCUCCCACCCAACGGUUGCUGUUACUUGCUUGGAAGUGUUGCGAGUGGGUUUGUCUCUAUCAGUGCAAAUUAAUUUCUUCCUCAGUUUCUAGUCAGCAUUUUAUUUUUAUUGUAUGUUGGUGUCAGUGCGGUUUUAAAGCAUGAAUGUGUAUUUCUACCGUUCCUGAGAGUGAUCUCCUACACAAAGGAAACGGAGGCACCGCUACUUGUACCUUUAGACCCGGCGGUUUUGUUCAGUUGGCUAUAAAGCUAGGGUUGCAUUUAAAAAACAAAUAAAAAUAGUUGAGAGUUUUGAAUAAUAGAGUUAUUAAUGCUGUGAUUUCUGCACAGUGAACCGCUGCUUUGUGUGCUUGGCUGUUUGAGAAGGAAAUGGGUAUGGCAGCGGAGAGAUGUGCUGCUCUUCAUCAGAUGGAGCUGGGUAUAUCCUUGGAGGUGCCGGUUUUGAUUUAAAUACUGGCGACAGUGGGGGCAGUUCUGUAUAGAAAAUGGGGGUUGGCUUGACUUACAUGUAUUGCUCCUGAGUUGGCAAAACAAGGAGAGGAAGGGGCAGUGUGAUUUAUUAUCCAGACUCCAGAAGAGGUCUGGAAAGAGGUGUAUUUUCAGCAUUCCGCUUGUGGUCUACACAACAAGCGAAACAAAGUACCAAUACGUAAACCCAGGGAGCAAGAGUAAACCCUGGAGUUUGUUUAAGGGUGCUGAUUACAUGGGUAUCUCGCAGCUACCACGUGGGUAUGCAGCAGCAUUUAAAAAAAAAAAAAAAAAGGCGGAAAAAAGGCGGAAAAAAGGCAAACGGGGCACUGAAAGGGGCACGCCUGGUACUCAGCUUUCGUGGGUGAAGUAAAAUGCCCAGGAGCUGGUUUCCAGCUAGGCAGCAAGCUACCUGUGUUGUGAAGCGCGUAACUAGGAGUCGAGGUUUUUCCCAAAGCAUCUCUUUCCGGAGUCUGAUUCAUAUCUGCCCUUAUUGUUAUCUGUUGUGUUCACAUGGGUUUUCUUUCUUUUGUUAGUCUGUUUUCCUUCCUUGUUUUUAAAGAAUAGCUUAUCUGUACGCCCCAGAAGGGUGUGACUCACAGAGAUCACAAGCUUCUACAACAAGCUGAAGCCCAGCCUGCCGACUACAAGAAAAUAUGCUGAGGUUUACAAACAGCAGUGCCACAUCGUGUUUGCAAAAGGCGGCGACCGCACCGAGGUGCACGCUGGUGGGACUCGGCCGGAUCCGGAGCACCCGUGUCCACCGCUGACAGGAGCCCUUGCAAUGGGUGACGGAGCAGACUCUCUGAUGACUGUGCAUCUUCUCGCCAAUUCAGGACACUCAUUGCUUCUGCAGCAAACUCUGGAUCAGCUUUUGGAGUGGAUCUGCCCGGAUGUUCAACUUUUCCUGGUGUCCGAGCGAGUUACUCCAUUGAGAUACUACGAGAGGUACCAUAAGAGAAGCUGCGGCUUUCCGGGAAUCUCUGUUCUCCUUUUUCUACACGAGGACUUGGGAGAAGAGCGGAUUUUCCAGGUCCAUGAGCUCUUCCAGCGUCCGCCCUGGCGCUACCAGUGUGCCCAGAUUGCUAAUGGGCAAAGCCACCGCUAUGUCCCAGCUCACCAGGACUUCUACGGCCUGGACGACCAGAUGCCUGUGUGGGGCAUCAGGCGGGUGCACUGCGGCCCCGAAAUCCUGCGUGUCACCCUCUACUGUAGUUUCGAUAACUACGAGGAUGCGGUGAGACUCUACGAGAUGAUCCUACAGAAAGAAGCAGCUGUGCAGAAGAGUAACUUCUGUGUCUUUGUGCUGUACGCAACCCAAAACACCGCCGUGCAGCUCUGCUUGAAGCAGCUGCCCAUCGGGGUGGCUGCCGAGCCCAAGGACUCAUCAGCCUUGCAGUUCAAGGUGCAAGAAAUCGGGCAGCUGGUGCCUCUCCUGCCUAACCCCUGUAUUCCUAUCAGUAGCACCAGGUGGCAAACGCAAGACUAUGAAGGAAAUAAAAUUCUGCUUCAGGUUCAAGACAGCUCCAAGCCCCAUGAAACAAAUGUUGGGCUUUCCCAUCCGCUUAGUCAUGCAGGCAAUGAAAAAAUCCUGCAGGACUCUGUCCCAGCUGCUCUCCCUGUAAAGCGAGGUAAUCCUGGGCGGAGAAGCCAGGAGGUCAGAGCCACGAAGGGUAAAACAAAAUCUGACCAAAGCGAAGCCCUUACUCCUGAGCAAGCCAGCGGUGACCUCCACAGGCGCUUCUGCUCUUCUCACGGUGGUCCAGCAGCCCCGUCGCGGUGGGAUGCCACCUCCCUCCGCAGGCAGGCGAGCACCAAGCUGCAGGCUUCUCUCCAGGAGAGCCGUGUUUGUCAGCAGGCAGCAGAGACCAACGUCGACACCGGGCUCGCCGUGGUGAAUCCCGCAAGUGGCCGCUGCCCGCUGAACUGCUUCUCCAGGGACUUGCGGAGCAGCCUCCUCCAGCCGCGGGCACCCACGGGGAGGGCCGGCAGCGCCGUGCCCUCCCAGGACAGGACCCAGCUGCCCUCUGCUGCGGCCAAAAGGAGUAAAGCAGCAGGGCAAAGAGCUUUGGACCUCCACUUGCAAAUACCGCGGGCCAGCCCUGCAAGCAGAGCGGAGGACGACGAGGAAGAGGAAUUUUUUAUAUGACUGAAAACAAAUGUGCCAGAUGGACUCAUCAUCUCCAAAUGACAGCGCAGCGCUUUUAUGUGUACUGUGACCGCUGGUGCUCAGUUUACCUUUGUAGCUGUGAAAACACUUCAGCAGUGGGUGCGAGGUAGAUGCUUACUUUCCAUGGGGCGAUGCUAAGGAGGCUGAAGGCAAAGCAGGAAAAAUAACACUGUAUUUACAGAAAGGUUUCUUUUUUUUAAUGCAGAAUGGACUGGAGGAUUAUUGUGCAAUGAAUAGGAAUAAGCCAUCUGACUCCUAGAGCUGUUCUAAGAUGGUAAAAAUGAUAGGCAGCGACACGUUCAGAUGGGGUUAGAAGGUGCAGCUUGCCUGAGCUGCCCGAGCAGCAGGAAGCCCCCAGCUGCAGGGGCUCGUCGUCCCCCACCGGGACAUAUUGCCACAAGGUAGUGGCACAGUCACGGUGGUAAUGCCGAUUUUCCUCUAUGGUCCUUCUCGCUUCCCCUGUUAUUGGUAUUUAAAAAUCAUCAAUGUCAUAAAUUUCAAGCGAGAUGUGAAACAUAAGAAUGUUCUUUUAAAAUAUUUUUGAAGAAAAAAAUUUCUAGAGAGACCUUUUCCCCAAAUUAGCACAGUCCGCACAGAAAGCAAACACUUGCAGAGAAUAGUCUGAGCUAUGUUUAUGCUCCAGUAAGACCAACAAAAUAAACCCAGUAACCGGCCAGGCUUUGUUAGACCAGUGUGCAGUUAUCGGCAGGCAAUCCUAACUGCGUUUUAAUUAACAGAAGACAAGAGGUUUGGAGGGAAUCGCCGAAUGCUUAAGAGUGAAAAGGACAGGAGAAAUGAUGUUUCAGCAACAGAUGCUGAAAUAACUCCAAUCUUGAUCAGCAGUUUGUUUCCUGAAGUAGGAUUAAAUAAAUCUCAAAGGGAAAGAGAUGGGAAGGGCAUGAGAGGAAUGAAAUUAUUACCAGAAAAGCCAAAUCUAAUCACACUUACCUUCCAAGCGGCAGAAACAGAGGUAUUUUCUCCUUAAAUGUAUCUGAACUCUGCUUUACACAAAAGCGUGAAUUUGUUUGGAGAGUGCCUUCUCAUCGCCGCCUCUUGGUUCGUAACUCAGGUUUGACAGGCGAUGGCUUCGCGCGGCCCGAGGAGAAGCAGAGGGUGAUGGGCAGCAGCAGAGCCUUCCUGCGGGGGUGGGGGUUCUGCACCUCUUCACGGGUGUUCAACCCGUGUACGUGCGCCAGCUGAACGUGGCCCACGCUGCACCAGCUUCAUCACCCGGGGGACUCCAAAGCCACCCCGGUGGUGGUGGUGGUGGGACUAGAGAGCGGUGCCGCUGCUGGAUGUCACCUUGGGCUUUGGGAAGACCCAGCUUUUCGGGGAAGUUUGAAGGCGCAGCCGAGUUGGGCUGAAGAGCGGGAGGUGGGAACAGGGCUGUCCCCGCUCUGUGUCUCUGCGCCCUCACAGCUGGUGCUGCCCCGGAGGCGAUGCUCGGGGACUAAACCUGCACAAAGCUGAACAGGACUCUCACUUUGCUGGACGUUUAACAAAACCCCCCACAUUUUCAUAUGUUCUUUAAAACUUUGGACUUUUUAAUAAAACAUAGUGUGAU
This is a messenger RNA of Grus americana (Whooping crane), 5292 nucleotides long. RefSeq names its product family with sequence similarity 124 member B (gene FAM124B). Lineage: Eukaryota; Metazoa; Chordata; Aves; Gruiformes; Gruidae. The coding region runs from base 2343 to 3707 and encodes 454 amino acids. The record is from RefSeq and is a predicted model, not a curated record. The transcript has 3 exons. Gene Ontology annotation, cellular component: nucleoplasm.